AAUGUUUGUUUUGACCAUCACGUUACACCUGAUCUUCCCGAGCUUAGUGAUACGACGUUAAUUAUAUACUUACGUAAACUGGCGGACAUUUUCAGAAAUUCCUCAUUAGCAUCUUUUAAGGCAAAAUUAUUUCAGAUUAGAUUUAGUAUCGGUAUGAAGAAAAGUGAUCUGUGGGACUCGAAUUCUUUGUAUGUUUUUAUGCCUAAAAUUGGUCCUAAAUAUGCAAUUUCUCCGACCUCCGAUAAAGAUAAUAAACCUUCUGAAAAUUCUCUUUUGCUCGUCAAUUGUGAGAUUCCCCAUAUUUUAUCCUUUUUUAUAGGUCCCCACGGUCCUUUUCUUGACUAUGGUUCUUAUGCAGACUGUUAUUGUGAUGAAUGUAGUGGUUGUCGAAUUUCACUUUACACUUGUAAGAAUGAAGUUAAAUGUCCGCCUCACACUCGGAAAUGUCCUGGAUCAAUGUUUUCAUCGACAUCUUCAGUAAAUAACGCUUCCAUCGUUACCACUGAAUGGGUGGAGCAAAAUUACGAUUCUAUUAUACCUGUCGAUGGAUCAUGGCAUAUGCCAAAUGCUAAUAGAAAUGCUUAUGAAGAAUAUUUCAAGACGCGUUUGAAGAAUGCGAGAUUUUUUGGAAUUGAUGAAGUUAAAGACAAGACUACCGAUUUACCACAUAUGUUGCCGACUCCAAAAGAUUUUUCGGAGGCUGUAGGCAACCUUGGAAUAUCUGAAAAAGACCAUGUGGUGGUUUAUGAUUCAAUUGGUUUAGACUAUUUCAGCAUUAUUUAUGUCUUAUAUCAAAAGGUCUUUGGUCAUGAACGAGUGUCUCUUCUUGAGGGAGGGCUACCUAAAUGGUUAAAGGAAGGUAGACCGGUAGAGAGUGGUCCAAUCGACAUAAUUUCAAAAUCGUAUAAAGUUCCGACAUUAAAUACAGCACUCGUAAGGAAUUAUAAUGAUAUCAGAAAUAAUAUUGAUCAUGGUAAAGAUUCUCCAGAAUUUGAACAAGUUCUGGACGCUAGGCCUGAAGCGCGGUAUUUUUUCACUGGUGAUGCAUCCGAACCAAGGCCUGGACUCCAAAGUGGGCACAUGCCAUAUUCUACCUCGGUACCAUUCAAUUCAAUCAUUGACCCAAAUACCAAAACCACAUUUUUGAAUGAUGAUGAAUUAAAGAAACUCUUUCAAUCCAAGAAUAUUGAUUUAGAAAAACCUAUCGUACUAAGUUGUGGUAGUGGCGUCACUGCCACGAUGCUUUAUACUGCUUUGGAAAAAAUCGGUGCAAAAAAACUUGCAGUUUAUGAUGGAAGUUGGACUGAAUACGCAGGAAAGGAAGGGUCACCUAUUGUCGGUAGAAAAUAA
This is a messenger RNA of Dentiscutata erythropus, 1350 nucleotides long. NCBI's taxonomy places the organism in Eukaryota, Fungi, Glomeromycota, Glomeromycetes, Diversisporales, Gigasporaceae. The record is from the annotation of a GenBank genome assembly.